AUGUUCUACAAACAUUCAAAUGAAGGUAAAGUAGCCAUCUUAAUUGUGUAUGUUGACGAUAUUGUGUUAACUGGGGAUGAUUGCAAUGAACUAGAGAAGCUGAAAGGGAAACUUGCUGAGGAAUUUGAGACUAAGGACCUGGGGGCAUUAAAAUACUUUCUUGGGAUGGAGUUUGUUAGGUCCAAAGAAGGUAAUCAACGGAAGUAUGUUCUUGAUCUUCUUGAUGAGACAGGUAUGUUAGGAUGUAAGCCUGCUGAAACACCUAUAGAGCUGAAUGUAAAACUGCAACCUACAAAAGCCAAGAAUGUGAAGGACCGGGAUCGUUAUCAGAGACUUGUUGGGAGAUUGAUUUACCUAUCCCAUACACACCCUGACAUAGCAUUCUCAGUGAGUAUGGUUAGUCAGUUUAUGCAUGCGCCUGGACCAGAGCAUUUUGAAGCUGUUUACAGGAUUCUAAGGUAUCUAAAAGGGACACCAAGUAGAGGUCUUUUGUUCAAGUCACGAGGACACCUACAAAUUGAAACCUACACCGAUGCAGACUGGGCUGGAAGUAUAGUGGAUCGAAGGUCCAUCUCUGGGUGCUGUUCAUUUGUAGGUGGCAACUUGGUUACGUGGCGAAGUAAAAAACAGAACGUGGUUGCUAGAAGUAGUGCUGAGGCAGAGUUUAGAGUUGUAGCUCAUGGUAUUUGUGAGAUUAUGUGGAUAAGAAGAUUACUGGAAGAGUUAAAGAUGACAGGUUCAUCUCCUAUGAAGUUGUAA
This is a messenger RNA of Vitis vinifera (wine grape), 759 nucleotides long. RefSeq lists its product as uncharacterized. Bases 1 to 759 code for a protein of 252 amino acids. NCBI's taxonomy places the organism in Eukaryota, Viridiplantae, Streptophyta, Magnoliopsida, Vitales, Vitaceae. The transcript has a single exon. The record is from RefSeq and is a predicted model, not a curated record.